Molecule: messenger RNA, 2802 nt
Organism: Paraglomus occultum
Lineage: Eukaryota; Fungi; Glomeromycota; Glomeromycetes; Paraglomerales; Paraglomeraceae
Source: the annotation of a GenBank genome assembly
AUGUCUGAAGAAAAGAAAACAGUAUCCUCUGAAGAAAUAACAGAGGAAGUAGUCACCGUGACUACGGCACACGUCACUGAAAAAGAAAUCAUCGAUGAGAAACAAGAAAAAAAAGGUGGCAAUCUCCAAGUAGAAGAACAUGAACACGUCCACGUAACCGAAGACAUCCCACCAGAGCUCGAAGAGCUGCUUCACACCGAUCCAACAAAGGGUCUUACUACUGAAGAAGCCGCAAAACGAAUAGAGAGAUUUGGUCGCAAUGAAAUUGCUGAAGUGAAGACUAAUUAUCUACUAAAGUUUUUGGGUUAUUUCACCGGUGCUAUUGCUUACCUGAUCGAACUGGCUUGCAUCUUUGCGAUCGUUCUCAAGCAUUGGCUCGACUUUGGUGUCAUUCUCGCUCUUCUCUUUACCAACGCUUUUAUCGGUUUCAUUGAAGAAGCUCGUGCCGAAUCCGCUCUCGAUGCCCUCAAAAACACGCUUGCUCUCAAGGCAAAGGUCUGGCGUGACGGUCACUUUAUCGAUCUCGAUGUCGCAGAAUUGGUUCCCGGUGACGUUAUUGGUCUUCGUCUUGGUGAUAUCAUUCCUGCCGACGCUCGGUUAUUGGGUAUUUCCGUCACCGGUGGCGAAACGGAAGGCGCUCUCUCCAUCGAUCAAUCUGCAUUAACCGGCGAAUCGUUACCAGUCGAGAAAAAGAAGGGUGAUACCGUUUAUGCUUCAUCUAUCGUCAAGCAAGGCCAGAUGUUGGCUGUCGUCGUAAAGACCGGUAGUGACACUUUUAUUGGCAGAGCAGCAAAUUUGAUUUCGAUUACCGUCGAACAGGGUCAUUUCCAGAAAAUUGUCAACCAAAUUGGAAAUUUCUUGAUUUUAAUCACGAGUGUGUUGGUCGCUAUCAUCUUUGUUUACCAAAUGAUCAAGUUCCGCCACACUGAUGAUGGAAAGGUACUCAAGGUCCUCGGCAACGUUCUCGUGCUUACCAUUGCUGCUAUUCCCGUCGGUCUUCCAACUGUAUUGUCCGUCACCAUGGCUGUGGGUGCUAAACAACUAGCUGCAAAGAAGGUUAUCGUCAAGCGUCUUACGGCGGUAGAAGAAAUGGCCUCCAUCUCUGUAUUAUGCUCAGACAAGACUGGUACGCUAACGCUCAACGAACUCACCUUUGACAAACCUUAUUUAUCGCCUGGUUUCAGCGAAGAAGAUAUCCUAUUGUACUCGUACUUGUCAGCUGAACCUGGUGCAAAUGACCCAAUCGAGUCUGCUGUAAGAAAUGCCGCCGAGAGCACUCUCGAAUUUCUCAAGAACCGUCCCAACAAACAUGAAAUCCCCGGAUACAAGCAAACUGCCUUUGUUCCGUUUAAUCCAACCACCAAAAUGACUUCUGCCACUAUACUCAAUCUCGAGACGAAAGAUGUAUUUAAAGUAGCAAAGGGUGCUCCGCAGGUUAUAAUCAACCUGGUCGGCGGUGAUGAUGACGCUGUCAGAGCAGUUAACGCGCUUGCGCGUCGUGGUCUUCGCGCUCUCGGUGUAGCCCGUACGAAACCUGGUAAUCUUGAGAAAUACGAGUUAGUCGGUAUGAUCUCCCUUCUCGAUCCUCCACGUCCAGACUCUGGUGAAACCAUACGUCGAUGCAAUGGCUACGGUGUUGAAGUUAAAAUGAUUACAGGUGAUCAAUUGAUCAUUGCCAAAGAAGUUGCUCACCGUCUCGGAAUGCAACGUGUUAUUCUCGAUGCUAAUCACUUGGUGGAUGCCACAAAAUCUGAAGAAGAAGUUACACAACAUUGUGAACGAGCCGAUGGAUUUGCCCAGGUCAUUCCUGAACACAAGUACCGUGUGGUAGAAUUGUUGCAAAAGAGAGGACUACUUGUCGGUAUGACUGGUGAUGGUGUGAAUGAUGCGCCAGCUUUGAAGAAGGCUAAUGUCGGUAUUGCCGUUCAUGGAUGUACGGAUGCCGCAAGGUCCGCUGCAGAUAUCGUAUUGCUUGCCCCCGGUCUUUCUACAAUCGUCGAUGGUAUUACAACUUCAAGAGCAAUUUUCCAACGUAUGCGAUCAUAUGCCUUGUACCGUAUCACCUCCACAGUACAUUUCUUGAUGUUCUUCUUCACAAUUACUCUCGCCCGUGAUUGGACAAUGGAAGCUAUUCUUUUGAUUUUGAUUACCAUUCUUAAUGACGCUGCAACACUUGUCAUUGCUGUCGACAACGCAAAGAUUUCAAAACAGCCAGACAAAUGGCGUCUUGGUCAACUGAUAACGCUAUCGAUACUGCUCGGCGCUCUCCUCACGGCAGCAUCGUUUGGUCAUUUCUUCAUUGCACGUGAUGUAUUCCAUAUUCCUGAGAGGGAUCCCAACGACAAGAGACUCGAGACGAUUAUGUAUCUUCAUAUUUCCUCAUGUCCGCACUUUGUUAUCUUUUCUACACGUCUUUCCGGUUACUUUUGGGAGAAUCUUCCGUCACCAAUCUUCUUCGUGGCUGUUAUGGGAACUCAAGUCUUUGCCAUGUUUAUCUCUAUCUAUGGUGUGCUCACACCCGCCAUUGGUUGGGGAUGGGGUCUUUCGAUCAUUAGUUUCUCGCUUGUCUACUUCUUUGUACUUGAUUUCGUCAAAGUGCAAUUAUUCAAGAACUGGUCAUUUGCGUUUACUGCUACGGUUUGGCCAACACGAGCAAGGCGAAACAAGUUAAACGCUCGUAGGGCCGAGGAAGAGCGUCUGAAGAAAGUUGCCAUGACUGUAAGGAAGGUUAGAAAGGUUGUACAUGUCUGCAAAGCAUUACUAGUCAUGAAGUCAUCCUCCACAAAGAAAAUUGCACAAUAA